Trichoplusia ni (cabbage looper) is the source of this 1256-nucleotide messenger RNA. RefSeq names its product 26S proteasome non-ATPase regulatory subunit 14 (gene Rpn11). Gene Ontology annotation, biological process: proteasome-mediated ubiquitin-dependent protein catabolic process; protein deubiquitination. The coding region runs from base 170 to 1105 and encodes 311 amino acids. The record is from RefSeq and is a predicted model, not a curated record. The transcript is spliced from 4 exons. Gene Ontology annotation, cellular component: proteasome regulatory particle, lid subcomplex. Lineage: Eukaryota; Metazoa; Arthropoda; Insecta; Lepidoptera; Noctuidae. Gene Ontology annotation, molecular function: proteasome binding; protein binding; metallopeptidase activity.
UGAGGUUGCAGUUUCGACGUGUGCUGUCAUUUUCGUUUCCAUAAAUUGAAAUCAUUCGUUGUCGUUCCUUGUUUUAAAUCCCGUUCAUUUCGGAUUUUAGCCGGAUUUUUCGGAAUUAGAUGUAAAUGAUUGUAGUUUCUUUAUAGUGCACAAGUUAAAAAAGUGAAUUAUGGAUCGUCUUCUACGUCUCGGAGGAGGUAUGGCUGGGUUGUCGCAGGCGCCGCCUCCAACUGAUGCGCCUGCCGUGGAUACCGCGGAACAAGUGUACAUCUCGUCUCUAGCAUUGCUGAAGAUGUUAAAACAUGGUCGUGCUGGCGUGCCCAUGGAAGUCAUGGGACUCAUGUUAGGUGAAUUUGUGGAUGACUACACAGUGCGAGUGAUUGAUGUGUUUGCCAUGCCCCAGACUGGUACUGGUGUGUCAGUAGAAGCCGUGGACCCUGUCUUCCAAGCCAAAAUGUUGGACAUGUUGAAGCAGACUGGCCGACCUGAGAUGGUGGUUGGAUGGUAUCACUCUCACCCUGGUUUUGGAUGUUGGUUAUCUGGUGUUGAUAUUAACACCCAGCAAUCUUUUGAAGCUCUAUCAGAAAGAGCUGUCGCCGUUGUUGUUGAUCCUAUUCAAUCCGUGAAGGGUAAAGUAGUCAUUGAUGCAUUCCGUCUCAUUAACCCCAACAUGAUGGUACUGGGUCAAGAGCCAAGGCAAACAACAUCAAAUUUGGGUCACCUCCAGAAGCCAUCUGUACAAGCCCUUAUUCACGGCCUCAACCGUCACUACUAUUCUAUCAGCAUAAACUACAGGAAGAAUGAAUUGGAACAGAAAAUGCUGCUGAACCUUCACAAAAAGUCCUGGAUGGAUGGACUCACUCUGUCAGACUACAAGGAGCACUGCUCAAUCAAUGAGACAACAGUAACAGAUAUGUUGGAAUUAGCUAAAAAUUACAAUAAGGCAUUAGAAGAUGAGGAGAAAAUGACACCAGAACAGCUAGCCAUUAAGAAUGUGGGCAAACAGGAUCCUAAGAGGCAUUUAGAGGAGAAAGUUGAUGUCCUUAUGUCAAAUAACAUUGUGCAAGGCCUUGGAGCCAUGCUUGAUACCAUGGUAUUCAAAUGAUCGUCAUGUGAGACUUUUGUACUAUUACAUGUUAAGGCUAUAGUAAAGUGGUAAUAAAUGAAUCCAGUCUCACAGUUUAUCUCUAUUGAUGAUUGUAUGAUAAUUAUAAUUUACUUAAUGUACUAAACAAAUAAAACAGUUUUUUCAUAAA